UUCUGUCAUUGGUUAAUAUUUUAUUCUGUUGACAUGUUUUCUUACUGCUAAUGCUUCCGACACCUUCUUGUCCACCCCCUCUUCUCGAGCCUGGCCGGAGCUGUCAAAACCACGCCUAUAGAGGCCCACAAUUGGUCCAGGAAGCGUAAAAUCAGCAAUCAAGGGGGCUUGGUUCAUUAGUGCUGAGAUCGGAGCAGGAAGGACAUGUGAGAUACUCACAGUUCUACAGUGGACAGAGUAAGACCUAACCAUUUCAACUCCGCGUCUGGCUGGAAUGAUCGCGCUUGGAUGGACAUCCGCAUCGAAAGAGUAAUCUUAUUUUUCUGAAAGCGACUGUUGGAGAACAGCGGAGCACAAACCUUCAUCCAAAGUGUGGUUGCGCUCACUUGGACUGAUAUUAUUGCAGGACUUCGUGGAAUCAUUCGCUCCGGGAGUUAAAGUGGUAGUUUCCCACCAAGCUUGCCUUUUGCUCUCCGCGAUACCUCCAGCGACCGUGUUGAGAUCAUUCUUUGCAGUGGUUUAUUUUUUCUGAGGUUAUUCCGUAUAUCCACUGGUUCAAAAGUAGAUUUCUCUGGAUACGCGCGGGUUUUGUGGAACCUAAAUACCAAGCUCUAUCAAAAUUUCACUUCGAUUUUUGGAUGCACCGAUGAGAGAUCCAGUUUUCACAGGGACUGCCAUGGCUUAUCACCCCUUCCACGCUCAUCGGGCAACUGACUUCCCCAUGUCAGCUUUCCUAGCGGCUGCUCAACCCUCAUUCUUCCCCGCGCUGACGCUGCCUCCCGGGGCUCUCACCAAGCCCAUUCCGGAUCAUACCCUUGCCGGAGCCGCGGAGGCAGGUCUUCAUCCGGCUCUGAGUCACCACCACCAGGCAGCUCAUCUGCGUAGCCUGAAGAGCCUGGAGCCGGAGGAAGAAGUCGAGGACGACCCAAAAGUGACAUUGGAGGCCAAGGAUCUGUGGGACCAGUUCCAUAAACUAGGAACCGAAAUGGUUAUUACGAAAUCUGGCAGGAGGAUGUUCCCACCUUUUAAAGUCCGAAUAAAUGGUCUUGAUAAAAAGGCCAAAUAUAUAUUACUAAUGGAUAUAGUCGCUGCCGACGACUGCCGCUACAAAUUCCAUAAUUCUCGCUGGAUGGUUGCGGGAAAGGCCGACCCGGAGAUGCCCAAGCGAAUGUACAUCCACCCGGACAGUCCAGCCACCGGAGAGCAGUGGAUGGCCAAGCCUGUUGCUUUUCAUAAACUCAAGCUGACCAACAAUAUAUCGGACAAGCAUGGAUUUGUAAGUAAUAGCUUACUAUCCGCUACUAUUUUGAAUUCAAUGCAUAAAUACCAGCCAAGGUUUCAUAUUGUGAGAGCCAACGACAUUCUGAAGCUGCCCUACAGUACUUUCAGGACAUACGUGUUCCCCGAAACAGAAUUCAUUGCUGUCACUGCCUAUCAGAAUGACAAGAUCACACAACUGAAGAUUGAUAAUAAUCCUUUUGCUAAAGGAUUUAGAGACACGGGAAAUGGAAGAAGAGAAAAGAGAAAACAGUUGACGCUUCCAUCACUACGUAUAUAUGAGGAUCAAUGCAAAGCAGACCGAGAUGGCGGUGAUUCCGAUGCGUCCUCCAGUGAGCCUACCGGAGGCAGAGACGGUGGUCAUUCCCCAAUCAGACCGGCGUCUAGUCCCUUGAGGUUCAGCCGAAGCAGUCGGGAUGAUAAAACUUGCUCUGACAGUGAGCAGGAACUUGACCAACCUGAUGAGCGUGGUGCACCAUCAACCAGCCCUGGACCUGAGCCCCGAUCGCCAUUUAGUCCGAGAUGUGAUGACCGGGUCAAAGACAGGCCCAGUGCGGAGAAGAAAGACGAUUAUCAAGACAGCAAAAAACCAAGCGAUUCGAUCUUCAGUAUCCGAAACUUGGAGAAAGACAAGACUGAGAACAGACACAGGAAGGAAACAGACACUUCUAAAAAAGACGUGGAUAAUGCCGGCUUGAGCGGGAAAGAGGGCUUUUCCCCGUUGAUGGUUCAGACGGAGAGCCCCUCUCACUUUGGCGCCAGCCAUUUACAAAGCCUAGCCCUUUCAGGCCUUCAUAGUCAACAGUUCUUUAACCCACUGAACACCGGACAACCUUUACUUUUCCACCCCGGACAGUUUGCUAUGGCCCCUGGCGCUUUUUCAGCCAUGGGCAUGGGGCAUCUAUUGGCCUCGGUUUCCGGAGCAAGUGGCUUGGAAAACGGAAGUCUUUCAGGCCAAAGCACUGGGAAUACGCCGAGCACCUUUUCACCAUUUCACCUGUCGCAACACAUGCUCGCCUCUCAGGGUAUUCCGAUGCCAACCUUUGGGGGCCUCUUCCCAUACCCGUACACAUACAUGGCUGCAGCGGCGGCUGCGGCCUCUGCUCUCCCCACGAGCAGCACGGCCUCCUCACUCUCGAGGAAUCCCUUCCUUACCAGCGCCUCCCGGCCUCGCCUGCGAUUCAGCCCUUAUCAGCUCCCUGUGUCCAUUCCUCAGAGCACAAACCUGCUGACCACCGGAUUGUCCAGUGGCCUGAACCCAUCGUCCGAAUCGUCUAAAUCCGGCAGCAGGGAAGCUAGCCCUGCACCUGAGCAUAACCACAAAGCUGCAGCUAGUCAGAGGAACGGAUCGCCCAAAUCAUCCAUGAAGGAAUCUAUCAAUGAACUCCAGAAUAUUCAGAGACUGGUCAGUGGCCUGGAAAGUCAGAGGGAGGCAUCUCCGACUCGGGAUUCUCCCAAGUGACCUGCGAGAUACCUGCAACUUUCCAUUACAUCACCUGACAUUAUUGGGGAGGUUAGAGAUGGUUAUUUCUAGGUGAACAUGCCCCUACCUAUAAGGACGGAUUGACGGAAAACAUUUUCUGUGCCCAUAAAAUAAAGUAAAAAAAUCACAUUACAGUCAUAUGUAGGCCUACAACCAAAAGAAUAUAUCAGUCCAGAAUAGGAGAAAACUUGAUGUUCUAGUGGUGAAAACUUGACCAGGUUUAGGGAAUGCUGCGAAGACAAUCUACAACUAAUAAUAUAUUUCAUGUAGAGCAUGUUGAUAAGGCCUCGGCAUCAUUCGAAGGAGGUCGACAAUUUACGAGGAGGUGGACAGAGUACAAGUCACUAGUACUUGUGGAGAAAGAUAUGCUUUCGUUUGUGUAAGAGCAUGUCGGCGAUGUCUACUGGACCUCAAAUUAUUGCUUUUGGCAGAGGAGUAGCGGUUCAACAUCAAGAAGGACCAUGGACUCAAAACAAAACAAGCUAUGUCCAAAUAAUGAAAUAUAUUUCAAAAGGGAUGGGAAGGACACUGCAAGACAAGAAAAUUAGUUUCACCCGUUUUCAAUAUACUAGCUGACGGACAAUUGUAUCUUAACUAGGCUAUUUAUGUAAUUAAAAAUAAUUCUGUACAUAAGCUAUAAGGAUCCACGAAUAUGCAAAUUGGUAUUAAUUUAUUCAAAGCUGUACAUUGGCGUGUAUAUAAUAUUUAGAAUUUUACUCGUUACAUUUUUUUUUUUCAUUUUACAUUGAACGUAUAUGUAAAUGAAAGCUAUUUAGCGCUUGUUGGUUUGAAACAGAAACAAUGUUUCUAUCUGUGACUCGUUGCUGUUUAAUCUGCCUGUGACACGUGAAGGAAAACGUGUGCCAUCAUUGCAUAGUAGCAAUUGCUGAAAUAAAAAAAAAACUGAAACACACUUAUCACUGGGGAAUGAGUUCCCCAACUUUGAUACCGGAUUGUUGUUAAGGUAGAAAACCUCAGGUUCAUUCACUCCAACACAGAGGAGACUAUUACAUUCCUCUUCAAGAACUGGGUAUAUACGCAUAUAUCCCCUUCGCUGAUUGUCCGGGAAUUUUUUUUUAUUCUCUCACAAUUUCAAUAAAAAAAAACAAUGUGUUGAAA
Molecule: messenger RNA, 3880 nt
Organism: Alosa alosa (allis shad)
Lineage: Eukaryota; Metazoa; Chordata; Actinopteri; Clupeiformes; Clupeidae
Gene: tbx2b
Product: T-box transcription factor 2b
Exons: 7
Coding region: 647-2740 (697 amino acids)
Biological process (GO): regulation of transcription by RNA polymerase II; positive regulation of DNA-templated transcription; cell fate specification
Cellular component (GO): nucleus
Molecular function (GO): DNA-binding transcription factor activity, RNA polymerase II-specific; RNA polymerase II cis-regulatory region sequence-specific DNA binding
Source: RefSeq, a predicted model, not a curated record